AUGCAGGCCCCAGACGAUGGUGCGGGGGGUGCCGAGGGUGGUGCCGGAGCGCCUGAGGGCCCCGGAGGCCCCGGAGAACCCGAAGGCUGUGAUGGGACCGCAGCUGAGGGCACAGUGGCUGGGGGAGCUUCCGAGCUCGAGGGGGCGUCGCCUGCCCCUAGGAACGGUGAAGAUGCUUCAGCCUUGGCCUCGGGCGAAGCCUCAGGAAGCCAGCUGUUGGAGUUCGCCCUCAGGGUGCCUUUCCUGUGCUACGUGGAUGCGGAGAUGGCCCGCCAGUACCUGAUUUCAGGCGAGGAAUCCUUCCAGGGGGCCGCUCAGAUGGAGCUCGCAGUGAUUGGCAGUGACCUGCUGAUCAAACUCACUGCCGAGGACUCUACCCUCCUGCAGAUUUCCACUGCCACCCUGCUCAACCAGCUUUCCACCAUAAUUCAGACCAUGCAGCACUUUGUGCCCCCGUUUUUUGCCAAGCCUCGGCCUGGAAAAGGGGGCUGA
Molecule: messenger RNA, 492 nt
Organism: Enhydra lutris kenyoni (northern sea otter)
Lineage: Eukaryota; Metazoa; Chordata; Mammalia; Carnivora; Mustelidae
Product: cancer/testis antigen 1-like
Exons: 3
Coding region: 1-492 (163 amino acids)
Cellular component (GO): EKC/KEOPS complex
Source: RefSeq, a predicted model, not a curated record